This is a messenger RNA of Solanum pennellii, 1308 nucleotides long. RefSeq names its product protein MEMO1. The transcript has 8 exons. NCBI's taxonomy places the organism in Eukaryota, Viridiplantae, Streptophyta, Magnoliopsida, Solanales, Solanaceae. The record is from RefSeq and is a predicted model, not a curated record. The coding region runs from base 164 to 1039 and encodes 291 amino acids.
UUUUCGUGUCGUCCAAAGUUGAAUCAAUAAUCAUCGAAAACUGCAAAAAAAAAAAACUACUUUUUCCAUCUCCGCUAUUGUUUGUGCUUCUACAACACAACAGCUCUGAGAUUUCCCAAUUAUUAGGGCUUUUUUGCUUUGUUGUUUUUCAUUCAGUUCAAAAAUGGAGAAAAUCAGGAAAGCAUCUCAUGCUGGUUCUUGGUACACUGAUAAUCCCCAAGAACUAGCAGAACAGCUUGAUGGCUGGCUGAGAGCUGCUGGCUUAGCCAAGUCUUCUGAUGUACGAGGUGUAAUUGCACCUCAUGCAGGCUAUUCAUAUUCUGGUCGUGCAGCAGCUUAUGCAUUUGGGAACAUAGACCCAACCAACAUUUCUCGGAUAUUUCUACUCGGUCCAUCUCACCACUAUUAUACUCCAAAAUGUGCACUUUCAAGAGCCACAGUUUACAAGACUCCUAUAGGAGAUUUACCCAUUGAUGAAGAAGUAAAUGACGAGCUAAAAGCUACGGGGCACUUUGAAUACAUGGAUCUUAGAGUUGAUGAAGCUGAACAUAGCAUGGAAAUGCACCUUCCAUAUCUUGCUAAAGUUUUCCAAGGGUAUCCAGUGAAAAUUGUGCCCAUUCUGGUUGGGGCUCUUAGUGCUGAAAGUGAAGCCCUUUAUGGACGGUUUCUCGCAAAAUAUGUGGAUGACUCGAAGAAUUUCUUCUCAGUGUCUUCGGAUUUUUGUCAUUGGGGAUCAAGGUUCAACUACAUGCAUUAUGACAAAAGCCAUGGAGCUAUUUACAAAUCUAUUGAAGUCUUGGAUAAAAUGGGUAUGGAUAUUAUAGAAACAGGAGAUCCAGAUGCAUUCAAACAGUACCUGUCAGAGACGGACAACACCAUUUGUGGAUGCCAUCCAAUCAGUGUUUUUCUUCAUAUGUUGAAAAACUCGUCGACUAAGAUAAAGAUUAGAUUUCUUCGAUAUGAACAAUCGAGCCAGUGCAAAUCUAUGAGGGACAGCAGCGUAAGCUAUGCAUCGGCAGUGGGAAAAGUUGAUGGUUGAAUUUUAUCAUACAGAAGUUGCUUCUCUGUGGAGAGGCUAAUUAUGUGAGUGUUAGUCAAUCUAACCGUGUAAUAUCUGACAAUCGUUGCGUUGAUAUUGGACCAUCUUAUUCUGGGUUUCGUAUUAAUAAAAAUUCAUACUAGUAAUUUAUUAAUCCCAUUAGCUAAACAAUUUCCUUGAUGUAAUUGCUCUGUAUGAGCAAGAUAUACUCAGGUCCCCUCCUUGUGUGCUUGUGUUUGAUGUUGAAGUAAAUUUUUAUAAUUAGUCAA